UGGGGGAGGCGGCGCGGGAGGAGCGCGAGGGGACUGGACGGUGGGCUCGGUCCCCGCAGCCGAGCAGCCGAGAGCCUCGUUCCUUCGCCGCCCUCCGCCCUCUCUCUCCCGCGGCGGCGGCGAGCGCGGACCCACCCUCCGGCGGGACCUCUGCCCUGCCCAGCGACGCCGAGCCGGCGGCUCCCUCCGCGGCCCUGGACCAGCCCUGCGCCCGCUGUCCACGGGACCCUCGCGGCUUCCCCUUUCCUCCCGGCUGCCCGGGCGCCGCGGGAAAGUGACCCACCCUCCCGCGAGGAGAGGGCAGGAGAGGAUCGCGCAGGGCGCACCGAAACCGAGAGCGGGAGAGCCGGAGUGGGCACCGCGCAGGGGCAUUGUGUGUGUGUGUGUGUGUGUGAGUGUGGGUGUGCGCGCGUGCAGCGUCGUGUCUGUCUAGAGAGCGCUCUGGGAGGUCCCGUCCCGAGGGGGCGGAGCGCAGGGGGCCGAGGCUUGGGCUCCGCGCCGGGGCAGAGUCCCGUUGAGCCCGAGCGCGAAGAAGGCAGCCGGCGGGACGGCGCGCCUGGCGGCUGGGCGGGCGCACUGAAGGGAGGCCGGGGCGCCCUCGGCCCGGCCGCGGACCCUGCCCCGAGGUAUCGGCCUCGGCGGCGCGGCCCGCUUCUACUCAAGUUCGCGGACCUGCUUGCGGGGAAGAGCUCGGAGGCCGAGAGCCGGCGCGCCGCGGAGCCCGUCCGCCCGGGGUGCGCCGCCGGAGAGCUAGGUCCCCGCCGCUGCGCGGCUGUCCGGCGUCGGGGUGUCGGGAGCGCGCCCGGCCCGGAGCCGGAGGGGCGCGCACCAUGAGCGGCGGCGAAGUGGUCUGCUCCGGAUGGCUCCGCAAGUCACCCCCGGAGAAAAAGUUGAAGCGUUAUGCAUGGAAGAGGAGAUGGUUUGUGUUACGCAGUGGCCGUUUAACUGGAGAUCCAGAUGUCUUGGAAUAUUACAAAAAUGAUCAUGCCAAGAAGCCUAUCCGUAUUAUUGAUUUAAAUUUAUGUCAGCAAGUUGAUGCUGGAUUGACAUUUAACAAAAAAGAGUUUGAAAACAGCUACAUUUUUGAUAUCAACACCAUUGACCGGAUUUUCUACUUGGUAGCAGACAGUGAAGAGGAGAUGAAUAAGUGGGUUCGUUGUAUUUGUGACAUCUGUGGGUUUAAUCCUACAGAAGAAGAUCCUGUGAAGCCACCUGGCAGCUCCUUACAAGCACCGGCUGAUUUACCACUGGCGAUAAAUACAGCACCACCAUCCACCCAGGUGGAUGCCUCCUCUGCCGCUCCACCUCCUCCAUAUCAGCUAAUUAGCCUUCCACCACACCUGGAAACCCUUGGUAUCCAGGAGGAUCCUCAAGACUACCUCUUGCUAAUCAACUGUCAAAGCAAGAAGCCUGAACCCACCAGAACGCACGCUGAUUCUGCAAAAUCCACCCCUUCGGAGACAGACUGCAAUGAUAACGUCCCUUCUCAUAAAAAUCCUGCUUCCUCCCAGAGCAAACAUGGAGUGAAUGGCUUUUUCCAGCAGCAGAUGAUGUAUGACUCUCCACCGUCUCGGGCUGCAUCCAUUUCCGUAGACUCCAACCUUUAUAACCUGCCCAGAAGUCACUCCCAUGACGUCUUACCAAAGGUGUCUCCUUCAAGUACCGAAGCCGACGGAGAGCUCUAUGUUUUUAAUACCCCAUCCGGGACCUCGAGUGUAGAGCCUCAAAUGAGGCAUGUAUCUAUUAGUUAUGACAUUCCUCCAACACCUGGUAAUACUUAUCAGAUUCCACGAACGUUUCCAGAAGGAACCUUGGGGCAGACGUCAAAGCUAGACACUAUUCCAGAUAUUCCUCCACCUCGGCCACCGAAACCGCAUCCGGCUCAUGACCGAUCUCCUGUGGACACGUGUAGCAUCACACGCACAGCCUCUGACACUGACAGUAGUUACUGUAUCCCGACAGCAGGGGUGCCACCGUCCCGUAGUAAUACCAUUUCCACUGUGGAUUUGAACAAAUUGCGAAAAGAUGCUAGUUCUCAAGACUGCUAUGAUAUUCCACGAACAUUUCCAACUGAUAGAUCCAGUUCACUUGAAGGCUUCCACAACCACUUUAAAAUCAAAAAUGUAUUGACAGUGGGGAGUGUAUCAAGCGAAGAACUGGAUGAAAAUUAUGUCCCCAUGAAUCCCAACUCUCCUCCACGACAACAUUCCAGCAGUUUCACGGAACCAAUUCAGGAAGCAAACUAUGUGCCAAUGACUCCGGGGACAUUUGAUUUUUCUUCAUUUGGAAUGCAAGUGCCUCCUCCCGCUCAUAUGGGCUUCAGGUCCAGCCCGAAGACCCCUCCUAGAAGGCCAGUUCCUGUUGCAGACUGUGAACCACCCCCCGUGGAUCGGAACCUCAAGCCAGACAGGAAGGGUCAAAGUCCUAAAAUUUUAAGACCCAAACCCCAUGGUUUAGAGCGAACUGAUUCACAAACCAUAGGUGACUUUGCUACAAGAAGAAAGGUCAAGCCAGCACCUUUAGAAAUAAAACCUUUGCCAGAAUGGGAAGAAUUACAAGCCCCAGUAAGAUCUCCCAUCACUAGGAGUUUUGCUCGAGACUCCUCCAGGUUUCCCAUGUCUCCCCGGCCGGAUUCAGUGCACAGCACAACUUCAAGCAGCGACUCACAUGACAGUGAAGAGAAUUAUGUUCCCAUGAACCCAAACCUGUCCAGUGAAGACUCAAAUCUUUUUGGCAGUAAUAGUCUUGAUGGAGGAAGCAGCCCAAUGAUCAAGCCCAAAGGAGACAAACAAGUGGAAUACCUAGAUCUAGAUUUAGAUUCUGGGAAAUCCACGCCACCACGUAAGCAGAAGAGCAGUGGCUCAGGCAGCAGUGUAGCUGACGAGAGAGUGGACUAUGUCGUGGUUGACCAACAGAAGACCCUGGCUCUGAAGAGCACCCGUGAAGCCUGGACCGAUGGGAGACAGUCCACAGAGUCUGAAACGCCAGCCAAGAAUGUGAAGUGAAAAUGCCGCUUUAAUGUCUCUGAACAAAAGAGGGCUGAGCUGUAAGGAGAAAUCCUGUUUGACCGAAGAUAACUUGACCCUUGUACUCUAGGUAGAUCCUCAACUGAACGGAGUCGAAGUCAGAGGACCUUUCAGACUUAAUCUAGCCAUUGAGCGUGUAAAUGGUGCUUUGUGGUAUCUGAACAAUUCAUCACAUGUAAAUAAUGUGGGAAAAUACUGUUGUCUGGUUCCCAGAGAAACAUUUGUUUCGUAGUUAACACACUUGUAGUAUUACUGUAUUUAUGCACUUUUUCAUUUAAAGCAUUGGUUUGGGUAUUCCCGAAUGGACCUUAACAUGAUUCUUUUGGGAGUUUUUGUUUUUUCCUCACACUACUCUUAAGAACGAUGCUAUGUGAACUAAACUACUUUCCACUGGGAAAUUGCUCUUUCAGCUGCAGGGUAACAACAUGACGUGAGAAGUAGAUUCACAAUAUACCUUUCUACCUGAAACUUAACGGGGUAACCGUUAGCUUAAACUACAAAGUAGAGUUGGACUCAUCAUUCAUUGCUUCCAAAGUGCUAAGCAUCAUGUACCUACUGGUGUCAGGACUUUGUUCUCUGGUUCAUGGACAUUUGGUUUUCAGUGGUGGAACUUUCUUAUAUUUUGUUAAUUCCAGUGUUUUGGGCUCAUUAAGUGAAGAUUCUGCCAGGUGGGAUCUUACACCUUGGAAAGAGUGAAUAAUCACACUAUCAAGUAAGCGUACAACUCACUGAUGGCAUGUGGUGACGAUGUGCUCUCACAUUUUCAACAUAUAUUAAACUUUAUGUUAUUUGCAAAGUGUAGAUUAUAUAACUAAUCAGGUACGUACCAGGCACUGAUGUGCUAAUACAAUGAUCAGGUUUAGACAGUGAGCUUUAGUUGUAUUCGUGUUAGUCCUCUAAUGCUGGUUUCCAGUUUGGAAUUAAUGGCACAAUUGACAUUCACUGUUAGUUAUAGCAACAUACUGUGAUUUUUAAUUAGACAGUCAUUCAGAUUUAUUACUCUAAGAAUGAAAUUCUGUCUUUUGACACCAUAGUGCCCUUUCUAUGAUUUUUUUAAAACUUUACUUAAUAUUCUUCUUGGCCUUAUCCUAUUUAAAUCCCUAUGCAAUUAAUAUUUUAUAUCUGCAUUUUUUUUAAAAAAUAGAUGUUAUAUAAGUGAUUCUCAUAUGUAGCACCUAUUGCUUUUCCAGUAAAAGAAUUAAGGAUUGUGUACUGUGAUUUAUAUUCACUGCCCCAAUUCAAGAAAUAUUGGAGCCUUGCUAUAAUGUGAAAUCUUUAAGUCAUGGACCUCUUCCAACCAGAUUUCUGAAACCACCAGAGGUAUCGUAUAAUUCUGUCUCACCUAUAACAUGGUCCUAUAGCAAGACCACACAUUAUCUACAGGAAGGCUACAAUUUAUCUGUCUUGGCUUUGCAAUGUAAUUUAGAAAGCAGGUAUAGUUAUUGGUUUGAUUGGUUUUUAACUAAGUUACAUACAAUCUCUUAUGUACUGAUUUGAGACUUACUAACAAUGUUUGGAGGGGGCAUAGAGAUUGAAGAGCCCACAGCUGAGGCAUGUUUCCCUCCAUGCAGACCUUUAAUGUUACCUGAGUACACAGAUGUGCCCUGAUUUCUGGCCCCUUGGUCACCGUACUGUGCCUAAUCAAUGUAAUGGGUUUAUGUCCCCUCCAUGAGCUAAAAACGUUCAUAACAAGAUGAAUUGUAGACAAGUAACAUUUGAUGCUUUUAAAUGUUUGCUUCUUUUUAAACAAAAACUAAAACCCAGAACUGAAUUUUGAGGUGGAUUUUUAAAUAAAAAAAAACAUUGUUUGAGUUUGCUGUGAGUAAGCUGUUUUAUAAUGAAACCACAAAAUAGAGUCGAAAAUCAGUGAAAUGUGCCUCAACUGUCAAAACACAUAACACAGUUGAUGUGUGAAGAUACCAAAUUGUGUUGCAUGGAGGAUAAACAUACUUUGAUAUUUAGAACACAACAAUAAAUAUAUUGUUAAUUCAAAAAUAGAAAUCUUGGGAGCUUCCCUGGUGGCGCAGUGGUUUAGCAUCCGCCUGCCGAUGCAGGGGACACGGGUUCGUGCCCCGGUCUGGGAAGAUCCCACAUGCCGUGGAGCGGCUGGGCCCGUGAGCCAUGGCCGCUGAGCCUGCACGUCCGGGGCAUGUGCUCCGCAACGGGAGAGGCCACAGCAGUGAGAGGCCCGCGGACCACAAAAAAAAAAAAAAAAAAAAAAUAGAAAUCUUGUUUUAAAAG
Messenger RNA from Mesoplodon densirostris (Blainville's beaked whale), 5267 nucleotides. RefSeq names its product GRB2 associated binding protein 1 (gene GAB1). The coding region runs from base 831 to 3005 and encodes 724 amino acids. The transcript has 11 exons. NCBI's taxonomy places the organism in Eukaryota, Metazoa, Chordata, Mammalia, Artiodactyla, Ziphiidae. The record is from RefSeq and is a predicted model, not a curated record.